UUGAUUAGAGUUUCACACUGUUUAUCCAUUAGAUAAUAUUGUCUAGGUGUUAGCUGUUUUAACUUUAAUUGAGCUUGAUGUUGUUGCUUUCUCAUUGAACAAAACAUGCUGAACUCCACCUCUUCACCUCUGACUUAUUUCAUUCUUGGAGCUUAUAUGGAUGUUGGAAGAUUGCGGUAUUUGUACAUCAUGUUAACUUCAGUAUUAUACAUUGUAAUUCUAUCUGUCAACACCUUGAUGAUUGUGGUGAUCUCUGUGAACAGGAGCUUACAUGAACCUAUGUAUAUGUUUCUCUGCAGCCUGUUUGUAAAUGAAGUUUAUGGAAGCUCAGGCUUGUUUCCUUUUCUGCUGGCACAGAUCCUCUCAGAUGUUCACACUGUUUCUGCUCCGCUUUGCUUCCUGCAGAUCUUCUGCCUCUUCUCAUUUGUAAACAUAGAGUUUUGUAAUUUAGCUUUCAUGUCUUAUGACAGAUACCUCGCUAUUUGUUGUCCUCUCCAGUAUCAUGUAAUACUGUCACACUACAAAGUCAUGUUUUUUAUUUUUUUGAUCUGGUUAUACUCUUUUGUGAAAGUUUUCAUCACUUUAUUAUUAACUGUUCAUUUAACUUUGUGUGGAAAUGUGUUAAACAGCACAUAUUGUCGCAACUACCUGGUGGUUAGGUUGGCAUGUUCUGACCCCAUAGUAAACAACAUUUAUGGACUGUUCGGUUCCGUCCUCACAAUCUUGGUCCCACUGCUGCCCAUCCUUUAUUCUUACACUAAAAUUCUCACAGUUGUUAUAUACGGCUCCAAACGGAUGAGACAGAAAGCCAUCAACACCUGCAUGCCUCAGCUGGCUUCACUCCUCAACUUUUCCUUCGGCUGUUUAUUUGAAACACUUCAGAGCAGGUUUGAUAUGGUUGAUGCACCAGUGUGGUUGCAGAUUGUUUUGUCUCUGUAUUUUGUGAUACUUCAAUCUCUUCUGAAUCCCAUUAUGUAUGGGAUGAGGCUUAAAAGAAUAAGAAAUGAGUGUAAGAAAAUGUUCUGUGAAGUCAACUGA
Molecule: messenger RNA, 1038 nt
Organism: Cyprinodon variegatus (sheepshead minnow)
Lineage: Eukaryota; Metazoa; Chordata; Actinopteri; Cyprinodontiformes; Cyprinodontidae
Product: olfactory receptor 11A1-like
Exons: 1
Coding region: 106-1038 (310 amino acids)
Biological process (GO): G protein-coupled receptor signaling pathway
Cellular component (GO): membrane
Molecular function (GO): olfactory receptor activity; G protein-coupled receptor activity
Source: RefSeq, a predicted model, not a curated record